Messenger RNA from Trematosphaeria pertusa, 2745 nucleotides. RefSeq lists its product as uncharacterized. Gene Ontology annotation, cellular component: membrane. The record is from RefSeq and is a predicted model, not a curated record. The coding region runs from base 420 to 2492 and encodes 690 amino acids. NCBI's taxonomy places the organism in Eukaryota, Fungi, Ascomycota, Dothideomycetes, Pleosporales, Trematosphaeriaceae. The transcript has a single exon.
CCGGAUUGGGUGAGGGGCGGAAUUAGCUCGGUGAUUAGUGGACGCCGAGACGGAUGACGAACGUAUGCCGUGCCGUGGAUGCGCCUCAGGGUCCAUAGGGAUUAUAGGAUUUGGUCACGACAUCACGACAACAGCGAACGAGACGGCUUGCGGAAACGAUUGCGGCACCUCCGUAUACUGCAGAGUGUUGACAAGAAGAAAGGACUGAAAGGAAAGAUGAGGGCAGCAUAGGGACGGAACGCGCCUUCUUCCGGCCGCGUGUGAUUGAAGCGUUCCGUGACUUUCCAUUAAAGUCAGCAUCUGGUCGCAACGUCGCCUCAGAAGACGCCAGGCACCGACUCCACACACCACAGCCCGCCGGUUCCAGCGCUCAGUAAACCAACAUAUAUGCGCGCCCCUGCACGCAACCUACCGCCGCGAUGACAUCGUCUCCCGCCGGCUCGACCGCCUUCUUCGCCCUCUCCCUACUCACCAUAUGCGCCCUCGUCCUGCUCCUCCUGCGCUACUACCUCCCGCUCCGCACAACGCCCGCCUAUGUCAUCGUCCCCGUCUUCCUCGCCAUCGCGCUGCCUGCGAGCAUCGUGCUCAUGGUGCCUAUCGACCUUGCCUCCUCCGCUGGAACAGACACCGAUGGGAAUCGCGGGAUAUGGCUCACCGUCAAGGUCGUAUACAAGUCAUGGCGCGUCAUGUACUGGCUCACGUUCGCGCUGACGUGGGCGAUCCUACCGCUGCUGGGAGAAUACUGCGACUCGGGAUAUCGCGAGCCGAAAGCGAGAUUCUUGUACUCGCUGAGGAGUAACGGGCGUUACUAUGCUAUCAUUCUGGGGAGUUCUGUUGCAGGGCUGGUGUACUUUUUCUGGUACAAUGGAUUCAACUUCCCGAGUUUGAAGGCGUUGAUCAUGGCGCUGGCGUAUGCGUAUACGCUUGUCCUGGCGAUAUACUUGAUGGGACACGGCCUCGUUUCGUUCCCGAGGAGCAUAUAUCGCUAUGCGAGUAUUAGCGGACGGUUAAAGAGGUUGCAAGCACAGGCACCGAAGGUUCACGAUAAGUUAACCGAGGCGCUGGAGAAGCUGGAUCAGUACGAAUGGCAGGUCGUACAGCUUAAGCAGCGGAAGAACGGCACCGCGAGAGACUUUCAAGAGUGGAUUGAUGAGUUAGCGGAGAAGUGCAGUUUGCCCGAGAAUAGGGCCAGCGUUGUAGGGAGGACGACCGCCACAACGGUUCCCCCCGUCAUUACGGAGAGGUAUCUAGCGGACCUGACGAGAAGGUUGAAGAGAGCGCGGCAUGCAAAGCUGCGCUUUGAGAAUGAGUGGGACAGGUUGGUGCAGAAAGCGGUCAAGACGCAGGCGAUUCUCGAUUCGAAAGCGAGUCAGAGGCUGGAGUUCACGAAUUCGCAGUUCCAGACCUUUAGUGGUGGCUUCUUUGACCGGAUUACGCUUCUCACGCCGUACAUGCGAUAUCACCUACACGUGCACAUUAUCCCAGCGCUAUCCUACGUCGCAUGGGUAGUCACGUCCCUCGCUUCGCUGUCCAUAGUAUGGUCCGAAUGCAUCCGGUCGCUCGACCCGAAGCUCUCCCUCAUCGGCCUCACCGUAAUCCACCAUCCGCCCUCCUCCCGCGGACAGAUAGGCUUUGGCGGACAAGUCAUCGCGGCAGCUUGGCUGUGCUAUAUGUGCACAUGCACUUUUUUCUCACUCACCGAGGUCAAGAUCUGGGGUAAUCGCGCCCUCGUCCGGCGGAACACUUAUCAAGAGUCGGCUACCUGGUAUAGUCUGCAAUUGGCCAAACUUACCGUCCCGCUGGCCUACAACUUCGUCACAUUUAUGCCGCCGACGCUUGUAAGGGAGACGAGUUUUUAUCGGUUGCUGGGGCAGUAUAUUGUGCUCACACCGCUGGGACACGGGUUCUCCGAUUACUUCCCUGUGUUGAUCAUCGUCCCAGUGCUGGCGACGGCAUUUGGGCUGUACAAGAGAGUGCGGAAUGUCUGUGGAUUCGGAGACCUACUAGAGGAUGAAGAUGACGAAGUGGACGAGCUCGCCGGAAUAGGCGGCUGGCGCGAAGGCCGCGCACUCAUCGACCGCGAAAUCCACGGCGCAAAUGGGAACGCACUAGGCCUUGCGCAUCGCGGUCCCACAUCCGCACCCAACGAGCCGUACAGAGACACCCCUCCCUCCACUUCCAGGCGGGUAAACGGCGAAGCAAGCAACACGAGACGAACGAUACCGGAGAGAAGAAGAGCGCCAGUCGAAGAUGAUGAGGAUACGGGAAAUUUCUUUGAGAAUUUUGGGCAGAGGGUACGGAACACGUUUGAGACGACGGAUUUCAGUUUCUCAAGGCCGAAGUGGCUGGGUGGAGAUGAUGGCUCGGGGAGAACACGGAGGGAGAGGGGGAGUAGAAGGGAUGCGGGUGGUGGAGCUAGCGGGGCGGAGAGAGGAGGGAGCUUCUUGGGAUUGUUUGGGGGGCGGCCGGAUGAGGGGAGGGUGAGGCUAUGAGACGCAAAGCGGAUCUCCGAGUAGUGCAAUGGAGGCUGUCGCCACCAGGUUGCAUGGCGCGGAGUAUUGGGCUAAGAAGGAAUUCUGUCUUUUCGAACUCGGAUUGCAUUAGCGGGAUGUAUGAGUACCAGACCAGACACACCCAGGGCAUCUUAUUCUCUUUUGUUCAGCUCAACCCACUAAGAGCGGUCCAUAGAUCAAGUAGCUAAUACUAAUACCACGCAUUGCCACUCAGGAGCCCGCGCAAUCCACC